Branchiostoma belcheri (Belcher's lancelet) is the source of this 936-nucleotide messenger RNA. Its product is annotated as cell wall protein IFF6-like. Lineage: Eukaryota; Metazoa; Chordata; Leptocardii; Amphioxiformes; Branchiostomatidae. Gene Ontology annotation, molecular function: signaling receptor binding. The record is from RefSeq and is a predicted model, not a curated record. Gene Ontology annotation, cellular component: endomembrane system. Bases 1 to 936 code for a protein of 311 amino acids. The transcript is spliced from 3 exons.
AUGUAUGCAGGUGAAGGUAACACAGCAGUUAAUGCUGAUGAUCACAAGUACGAAGAUAUUGAUAAACCACAUGCUAAGACAGGGCAGGGUCAGUAUCAAGCCUCCACUGAAUCCAACACAAACACCACAGCUGUCGUAAUGACCAGUGGUCAUGAUCAGGCAGGGCAGGGUCAGUCUCAGACCAACACUGAAUCCAACACAAACACCACAGCUGUCGUAAUGACCAGUGGUCAUGAUCAGGCAGGGCAGGGUCAGUCUCAGACCAACACUGAAGCCAACACAAACACCACAGCUGUCGUAAUGACCAGUGGUCAUGAUCAGGCAGGGCAGGGUCAGUCUCAGACCAACACUGAAUCCAACACAAACACCACAGCUGUCGUAAUGACCAGUGGUCAUGAUCAGACAGCGCAGGGUCAGUCUCAGGCCAACACUGAAUCCAACACAAACACCACAGCUCUCGUAAUGACCAGUGGUCAUGAUCAGGCAGGGCAGGGUCAGUCUCAAACCAACACUGAAGCCAACACAAACACCACAGCUGUAGUAAUGACCAGUGGUAAUGAUCACCAGUAUGAAGAUAUUGACAACAAUCGUGUUAAAACUGGACAGGGUCAGUCUCAGGCCAUCACUGAAUCCAACACAAACACCACAGCUACUGUAAUGACACUUAGUGAUCAUUAUUACCGGUAUGACGAUUUUGAAAACAAUUAUUUUAAGACAGAACAGGGUCAGUCUCAGACUAUCACUGAAUCCAACACAAACACCAGAGCUACUGUAAUGACCAGUGGUCAGGAUCAGACAGGGCAGGGUCAGUCUCAAGCUAUCACUGAAUCCAACACAAACACCACAGCUACGGUAAUGGCCAGUGAUCAUUAUUACCGGUAUGACGAUUUUGAAAACAAUUAUUUUAAGACAGAACUGGAAUUUAGGGAGUUUUGA